ACACAUACAAGUCUCAGAAUGUUAGUCAGGAAUUAGUGUAAUGAAGUGUCCUAUGUGUAACUAUAAUCUGUGGGUGUCUCUGUGAGUUUUCCUGACAGAACGUUUUUAGCGUUUCAAUAGCGUGAGUUGUCUUGUUGUCAUGGCUGUGACACUUGGUGUUAUUUUCAUACUUCUAGCUUCUUUUCACAACUGUGAUGGGCACCUGAGCUUUGCGUCCUACUAUGGAGACCACAUGGUGCUGCAGAAGUCUCCAGACAGAGCUGUGUUGUGGGGGUUCGGUCCUGAGGAGGCGCAGGUCACAGUCUUCUUGUCAGGACCAGUGACACAGAAAACUUUGGUCACUGUGACGGGAGGCACCUGGCGAAUUACCCUUGACCCUGUUGAUGCUGGUGGUCCCUACAAUGUGACAGCAACUUCUCAGAGCAGCACAGCUAGUCUGACAGAUGUGCUGUUUGGAGACGUUUGGCUGUGUGGUGGUCAAAGCAACAUGUACUUUAAAACAUCGCAGAUUUUCAGUGCAUCAGAGGAGCUGGCCCUCUCAGCUAAGUAUCCACAUGUGAGGCCUUUCAUGGCAGCCUUGAACAUGAGUGAAACUGAGCUAACUGAUCUGAUUCAAGUGGAGCUCCCAUGGUUUGUUCCCACAGCAAAUGUUCUCGCAGAGUUUUCUGCAGUGUGCUGGCUCUUUGGACGUCACAUGUAUGAGAACUUGAAGUACCCGAUAGGACUUGUGGAGUCCUGUUGGGGAGGCACACCUAUCGAAGCCUGGUCAUCUUCAAGAGCCCUGCAGCAGUGUGGACUGGAGCAAACUGAAGACAGUCCUAAAGAGAGAAAUUCAGUUUUAUGGAAUGCAAUGAUCCAUCCAGUGCUCAAUAUGACCAUCAAAGGAGCCAUCUGGUACCAAGGUGAGUCAAAUGCAGACUAUCAUCAGGACAAGUACAGCUGUUCCUUCCCUGCUAUGAUCGAUGACUGGAGGAUGGCAUUUCACCACGGCUCAGGGGGCCAGACAGCUCUCGAUUUUCCAUUUGGGUUUGUCCAACUGUCCACCUACGAAAAACUCUCCACAGAUGACAGCUUUCCGAACAUCCGCUGGCACCAAACAGCAGACACUGGCUUUGUCCCGAACCCCAGGAUGAAGAAAACCUUCAUGGCUGUGGCUUUGGAUUUACCGGAUGAAACUUCACCCUACGGCACGAUCCAUCCAAGAGACAAACAGGAUGUAGCUUAUAGACUGACAUUGGGUGCCAGGGCAGUGGCUUACAAUGAAAAGGAUGUGCCCUUCCUUGGACCUUUCCCCACCCAAAUCCUGUCCACUCAAAUGUACGUCAACAUUACCUACGACCAAGCAAUCUCUGUCACGCCGUCAAGAGACAUCUUUGAGCUCUGUUGCCCGGGGAUAUGGGCUCCAUGUGGGCCGAAGUCCUUCUGGGUUCCAGCUCAAAUCAUGCAGUGGGGUCCAACCACCAUCCAGUUAUCUUCCCUUCUGUGUCAGCUCUCUGGUGAAGUUGCUGCUGUUCGAUAUGCAUGGAAAGACUGGCCUUGUGAGUUUAAAGGCUGUCCAGUCUACAGUGACAGUAGGAUUUUACCUGCACCUCCUUUUAUUAUCAGUCGCUAUGCAAGCAAAAGAAGCAUUUGGACAAGCUACUGAGCCAUAAACUGGAAGAAGACAGUGCUAAAAAAAUAUUUGUGCUUCAGGUUCUUUAGGUUUAAAUUAGGUGAUUGACCGAUAUGUAGUGGGAUGUCCCUGAUCAUACUGUAAGUUCAUGACAAGAUAAAUGGUGGAGUGAAUUACUGUCAUACUGACGGCAAGUUAAAUUUAGAAUGUGUCAGUGCCAGAGCCCAUGAAUUAGUAAAAAUAUUGUCUCAUUUCAUGAUGUUUAGAUACCAAGCAUGUCAUGACAUGCAUUUAGCCUAAUUUUUAUAAGUCAAUCACAAAGAAACAUCCAUUUGUUCACUUCAGUCUUACUACAGUGAAAAAAAACUUUAGACUAAUGCUACUAUGUCUUAUGCUUAACUCACCAGCAUUUUAUUAAGUGUUUUUUUUUUUUUCCUUUUCAUUUUUUCAAGUUUUUCGAAAGAUCAUUCUGUCUCAUAAAUGCUGAAAAUGAAGUAUUCUGUGUACUAAGUAAUGUCUUUAAUUUGCUGGAUUGUGGUCAUAUCUUUUAAGGGUUGCAAGUCAAAUUUCCCUAUGGGAACAAUAAAGUAUUCGUAAAACUUUGAUAUAAUUGUUUAUUUUGUACACAAUAUAUGCUUGUGCAACCACUACAGACAAAUGCUGUACUGUGUGACCAUAUUUUUUAUUUUUUAAAAAUAGCUGACGUUUACAACACAAGUCAUUAUGACUUAACAUAAUUUGCAUAAAUAAAUGAGAAAAGAAAACUAAGUUUGUCUGGGUCUGUUACAUUCAAAAGCAGCACCUUUGCCUUUAAAGAAAAACUGGACAAAAUGCAAUGAAAAUAAGGAAUAAUCUAAGUAUGAGCUUGUCACAGCUGGGGGAAAAAAAUAAAUGCAAUGUGUAACUG
This is a messenger RNA of Stegastes partitus (bicolor damselfish), 2519 nucleotides long. It is a transcript of the gene siae, whose product is annotated as sialic acid acetylesterase. Bases 140 to 1645 code for a protein of 501 amino acids. The transcript is spliced from 10 exons. The record is from RefSeq and is a predicted model, not a curated record. Lineage: Eukaryota; Metazoa; Chordata; Actinopteri; Pomacentridae. Gene Ontology annotation, biological process: carbohydrate metabolic process. Gene Ontology annotation, molecular function: sialate O-acetylesterase activity.